Messenger RNA from Gymnodraco acuticeps, 1584 nucleotides. It is a transcript of the gene clpp, whose product is annotated as caseinolytic mitochondrial matrix peptidase proteolytic subunit. The record is from RefSeq and is a predicted model, not a curated record. NCBI's taxonomy places the organism in Eukaryota, Metazoa, Chordata, Actinopteri, Perciformes, Bathydraconidae. The transcript has 7 exons. Gene Ontology annotation, biological process: protein quality control for misfolded or incompletely synthesized proteins. Gene Ontology annotation, molecular function: serine-type endopeptidase activity; ATP-dependent peptidase activity; ATPase binding. Gene Ontology annotation, cellular component: endopeptidase Clp complex. The coding region runs from base 127 to 918 and encodes 263 amino acids.
AGGUGGUCCAGCGAUGGCAGUGGUUCUUUGCAUGCAUGGUUCUUUGGUUCAAGAGCCAAGUGGUAGUAGUUUCCGGGUUAUCUGGGGGUUACACACACAGGGGACAGAAACGUGAAAAGCUUCAAAAUGCUGCUAAGGAGAGUGUUUCACAUAGGAGGCUUGACGCUGAAACACAGCAGGUCCAUCCAUCACAGUCCUGCAUGGAGGAGUCCGCUCAUCCCCAUCGUGGUGGAGCAGACGGGGAGAGGAGAAAGAGCGUACGAUAUCUACUCCCGCCUCCUGAGAGAGAGGAUCAUCUGUCUAAUGGGUCCUAUCGAUGACAAUGUAGCCAGCGUGGUUAUCGCCCAGCUGCUCUUCCUACAGUCAGAGAGCAACAACAAACCCAUCCACAUGUACAUCAACAGUCCUGGUGGUGUGGUGACAGCGGGCCUGGCCAUCUAUGACACCAUGCAGUACAUCCUGAACCCCAUCUCCACCUGGUGCGUGGGCCAGGCUGCCAGCAUGGGCAGCCUGCUGCUGGCAGCGGGCACGGCAGGCAUGAGACAUUCACUGCCCAACGCCCGCAUCAUGUUGCACCAGCCCUCAGGGGGCGCCAGGGGUCAGGCCACAGACAUCGCCAUCCAGGCUGAGGAGAUCCUGAAGCUGAAGAAACAGAUCAACCAAAUCUACGCCAAACACACGGGCCAGCUGCUGCAGACCAUCAACGGGGUUAUGGAGCGGGACCGCUACAUGAGCCCGGUGGAGGCGCAGGACUUCGGCAUCAUCGACCGGGUGCUGGUCCACCCCCCCCAGGCCGGACAGGACGAGCCCGAGCUGGUGCAGAAAGAGCCGGCAGCCAGCCCCCCCCCACAUGCAGAGUGUGCAGCCUCUGAGCAGCCCCUCCCUGGGACCCCCUCCUCACACAAACCAGAGCCAUGACAACUCAAUAGAGUCGAAUAACAAAUGAUCAGUGUUACAAUGUAAGUCGGGGAAGGGGUUCUGUAAGGACUAUAAUGGACCUGUUUCAAAUGUCAUAUUUGUAAUAAACGUUAUCAUUUUGACCUUCUUGUUCCAUGAUCGUCUCAAAUGAAUAUGGAGAUGUCAUUAUACAAAAGUGAAAAAUAAUAUAUUUGAGAUCACAGUGACUGCAGGCACAGGAAGUGGAACCCUCUGACCUUCAUUUAGGCAGGUUUUUCACUGCUUUUUAGUACUUUUCCAGGAAAACACAUUUUACUCGAGUAUGCUUUUUGAUGAGUGUUGUUAUUUUUAUGACUGAAAGCCCCGAUCAGUCAAAUGGAAUCAAAAGUAAUGUUAUCAUAGCUCUGUAUUUUAAUGAAGCUAAAGGGUUCGGGAGCUGUUGAAAAUGUUUUUACAGAUGUCCUCAGUCAGGUCGUGUAGCAAAUUACUACAGAUUACUCCUCAUAUUAAUAUCUCUGAGUCAUCAUAAAAAGGAAUAUAUUUGAAAAGGGGAGUCAAAUUGACAUGUCAUUUAAAGUGCCAGGUCACUGUAAGAAGUGUGUAGCAAAUGAUAAGCUCCCUGUGUAAAUGCUCUGUAUUCAUAUUAAACAGGUCGACUGAAAUAAAGCACUACCUUAAAGUACCAAA